AUGGCACUAGCAGCUCACUCAGUGGACCAGCGUGUGUCCCCGCUUUUCUCGCUCGGGCUUGAUGUGUGGUAUAUUGUGCUUGACAUUCUCCGUGAAGACCCUGAACCGAAUGAGGAAGAGGACGAUGACGAGGACCCUGAUAGUUUUUGGAAACCCAAGACUAUAACUCGGAGACUACCUCACCUUCCAGAUCUCAUAAAUAUGAGUAGCACUUGUACAUGGUUUCGGAACUUCCUUGCCCCCAGCAUAUUUGCCAACCUCGAGUUGUACAAUACCACCAAAAGCGCCCAGUCAAUUACUGCGAUUAGCCAGGGGCGGCAUGCUGCAUGUGUCAAGACGCUGCGCUACAUUGGUAUCUGUGAGACGGAUCAGCAGAGCUCGCCACUGGAGAAGGUGUACCCCCUAGAGGUUGACCGAGUGCUGUCCAAUCUACGCAUGUUUAGUAGUCUUGACAAAUUCGUGAUCGAAUUCCCCUUCGACUACGACGAUGACCUAUUGAUCAACUAUUUUCAAAGUGAUAUAUUCUACCCCGAGAAUGCUCUAUCCGAGGAGAGUGAAAAUGCCUGGCGUGGACUGAUGGCAGCAAGCCUUCACGCAAUUGUGUCGAAUUACACCAACUCCUCAUCUACUGGUCAACUGCCUCUAUCCAUCGAAUUCCGUGAUCUGAACAUUUUCAUGGUAUCAAUUUUCACAACCGAAGCAUUCCAGUCGUUCCUGUCACAGCUUACGACUUUCAAUCUCUCUAUAAGGAGAUGGGAUAACGGCGUUGGGUGGACCAUGAUGACCCAACCAAUCUUCGGCGACUUCUCACACUAUCUAGGCCCCUUUUUCUUCAACAACCUAGCUGCCGUGGAAGAAUUCUCCUUCGAUCCCCGGGACACGGCAUCGCUCGGCAACGGAGGGCAACCGUAUUACGAGGACAUCGGGCUGAGAGACACGACAAUGCCAAGGCUGCGGAGGCUUACAUUGAGCAACAUUAUCCUCUGUUCCGAGUUACGCGACUUUCUUGUUCGACACAAGACCACACUGGAGUCUAUCACAUUCCAAGACUGUUUUGCAAGUGGCGAGCGGCCACGUGAAUAUGGACAAGCGAUCAACUGGCGAGAGCUAUUUACCACUCUCGCGCAAGAGCCUUUUUCUCAGCUUACAAGCUUUCAGCUCACUUGGGAAGAAAGUCAACUGCAGAUGCUUGACCUGGAUGAUUCGUGGACUGAUCCCGGCGUGGCCCAGCUGGUGCGCCAGAAGCUCGAGAGGGAGCCCCACGCAAAAGCAUUCCCAUAUUGCGAGGUGGACAGCAAGUAUGGAUCGAGAUACUGUACCACCGAGGCAAUCCAAACCGCCUUUCUAAACGGAGCGGACUACCAGAGUUAUGUGGAUCUUAUGGCUGUAAUUCAAUGGAAUUGCGUACAUGGCAGCGGAGUAAGCAACGACUAA
Aspergillus bombycis is the source of this 1434-nucleotide messenger RNA. RefSeq lists its product as uncharacterized. The transcript has 2 exons. The record is from RefSeq and is a predicted model, not a curated record. NCBI's taxonomy places the organism in Eukaryota, Fungi, Ascomycota, Eurotiomycetes, Eurotiales, Aspergillaceae. The coding region runs from base 1 to 1434 and encodes 477 amino acids.